AUGCCUCCGCCCAACUACGCUCAUCCGCCGCUGUCCGACACCGAUGCGUUUGACGACGCCGACUGGGCUGGCCGAGACUCUACCUCGGGUGACGAUGUGCCCGGAUCGUCAGCCCCCAUUCUCGGCGAUGACGACGGCGCCUUUGGCUCGAGCUCUGACUCGGACGACACUGAUCCGGCGGUAGACCCAACUGCCCGGUUCGGUCUCGAUCCGUCGAUGGACGCACCGCCGUCGUACUCGUUUGCCCCACCGCCGGCGUUUGGUGACAAUGUGGAUCCUUUUGCGCCCAACGCGCCGCCACCGCAAGCGCAUCGCUCGGGCAAGGCCUUGUGGGCCAUUCUCCGUAUGCGCGUUCUCGGCCUCCGCCUCUUCCUUGCUGCCCGCCCGCGAGUGCCCGACGAGCCGCCGCCGGUCUACAUGCGCCCGCCCGUUGCCUUUCCCGACGCGGGCCGUCCGCUGCUUCCGUCCGAAAUGCCGCCGCCGCCGCUGGCUGACGCCCACGUGGCCCCGCCGCCACCACCCGAGACCGACGCUAUGCUCGCCGCUCUUCCGCCGCCGGGUCACGACUACCCGCCGCUGCUCCUCGCCGGUCCGAUCGACGAGAACACUGACGCUCUGCACGCCUUUCGCCAGACCUGCGCCACGCAGCCACAGUCACAGACCCACGCACGCAUCGUCACCUCAGGCGGCCCCGGUUCGCCAGGCCAGAUGGGCAUGGACGGUCAGGGCUUUUCAUGCCAGGGCAUGGCCGGCGCCCCUGGCCAGCCCGGUGGGCAUGCCCUGCCCAUCGAAGUCCAUCUCUCCGGAUCGCCGCAUGAUGGUGUCAUCAACCUCAACAUCGUCUCGGUUGGCCAGAACGUCCAGCUUCCGUUUGGCCACCCCGACGCGUCGAUGUACCUCGAGGCCAACGGUGGCGCAGGCGGCGCAGGCGGCCAAGGCGGCCGUGGCUCCGACGGCGCCUGUGGCCGCGGGCCCGGUGGGCCGGGUGGUGAUGGUGGCAACGCUGCGCCCAUCACUGUCGUCGCCGACGACAACAACGCCGAUCUUUUCCUUCUUCUUCGCUCACACCCGACUCCCAAGGGAGGCUUCGGUGGUUCCGGUGGCGUCGGCGGCCAGGGUGGCCGAGGCGGGCCUGGUGGUCGAGGUGGCCACUCCCACUCUUGGACCACCACCACUGGUCAUGGCGAGAACCGACGAACGGUUCGCCACUCGAAUCCCGGCGGGAAGAAGGGCCGCCGUGGCCCUGACGGCCUGCCUGGCAUGAUGGGCAACUCGGGCGGUCCUGGUCUCGACGCACCUGUCCAGAUUGUGCUCCAGCCAGGCAACCGCAUCUACGCCGCGCCGUUUGACCUCCGCAUGGACCAGCCGCUCCAUGUCGUCACCGAGGCCGGGUACGGCGUUCUCGAGCCCGGCGCUGUCUUCAGCCUCACCCACAGCGUCACGUCGUGCGGUGGCAUGCCGACACCUGUCGCCAUCGACGCAUGCGUCUCGGUUCGGACCGGCAACUCACCGUGGAUCACUGCGCUGGACAAUCCGGAGGCUGGAUCAGUGGCAACACUUCCUCGCGGCAUGGACGUCGGCACUUCUGCCCCUGUCACACUCCGUCUGAAGGUUGCGCCGAACUCCGCUGGGCCCAAGUACGGUGAAGCAUUCCGCGAGAUCACCGACUACGCCCCGCUCUGCUUCAUGGCUCGCUCUGGCAUGCACGUGCCCACACUCUCCCACCAGCGGCAGAAGCUUGUCGUCGAGUACCCGGUUGAAAUCACGCCAGUCCGCGGAGCGGCGGCAAUCUCGCGCGGCGAAGCCGGCGUUCUGGCUCUCCAGCUGUGCAGCAAAAGCAUCCGCUCUCUCGGCUUCUCCUCUGAGAGCAAGCGGCCAAUCCGGGUCGUACUCUCGCUCCGGACCGAUGUGACAGACGACGACGACGCGGUCACCAACCCGGACGAUAUCACCAUCACCCCCAUGGUAGACGGCGCCUCUGGCUUCCUUGCCGAGAACCCUGCGCUCGCUGGGCGGGUCACCGUGCCGCCGGCUGGCAUACCGGGCGUUGUAGUCUUUGACGUUACCCACAUCGAGCCCGGCGAGGCGCUCACUAUUGCGGCCUCGGUCGAGUUUACCGGUCCCGACGUCGCUACCUAUGCACGUGCACACCUGCAGGUCAUGCUGGAGCUUGGCGCCAUCGACGACUUUGCCACCACUGUCCCCAUCCAGUACCGCCAGUUCUCGGUCCAGCUCGCCGAGCGGUUUGCCUUUGACGAGAACGAGACCCGCGCCCUGAUGGUGAUCCAUGGUGCGACGCCGUCAGCCGUAGUCCGUGGCUGGCAGCGACUGGUGAACGCGACCUACGGCGGCAAUGCGCUCGCCGUCUGGAACGUCUCGCUCUACGAGUCAUUUGCCUUCUACCACCGCACCAACACGCUGACCCCGGCCCGCCAGCUCGGUGCGCUUUUCGCCGACCGGCCGGUCAUUGUCAUCAACACCCCGUUCGCCACCACCAAGGGCGAUGUACUCCACACUAUGAGCGACAUUAUCUCGUAUCAGGACCUAGUCAACGCCUUUAAGUUCUUUGCGGCCCGCCUGCUGGUCGUCGGCGGGACUGCCGGCGUAGCCCAGCCGGCCCAGCGCAUUGCCGUCCACCCGGCGUACGUCGAGUUUGACCGCCCACGCGUCAACUUCAAUUCGAUCAAUGACUACGUUGGCCUCCAGUCGAACACCGCCGAGCAAAGCGCGGUCGCGCAUGCGGUUCCGGCGCCCCACCCCGGCGAGCUGAGCGGCUGGCUUUAUGUCUCCAACAAGGCCGGCAAGCGCGGCAACAAGCGGUUUUGCGUCCUCCGCAUCGCCGAGUCACAGCUCCUUGCACUGUACAAGGGCUCGAGCGAGAAGGACAUGCCUGUUGCCGUCCUGGAUCUCUCGGGCACUCGCAUCGGCUGGUCCGUCACCUCGCGACAGGACGAUGACGGCGCGGCCCAGGCCGUGGUCACCUGCGAGCCACUUGACUCGGACUCGCUUGCCCAUGAAGCUCUCGACGUGACGCCGUUGUAUGUGUUCACCUCGGACCCACGUGCUGCGCCCAAGAAAGAGCGCGAUCGGGUGCUCGACGCAUCACUGCUUGCUGGCCAUCUGCUCGCCUUUCGACCAUCGCGCAACUUUCCGCCGACGGUCGGCGCCGAAUCUGACGACGACACCGAUGCCGGUGCCGACGCCGACGGCGGAAGCGCUUCCGGCAGCGUCGUUCUCAAGGGCAUGCUCACCAUGGAAGGCCACCGCAAGCACAAAAAAGCCAAGGAGUGGUACUUUGUUCUCCGCGGCAGGACGCUCGCUUUUUACAAGCCGUCGGCUGCUGCCAAGUCCACGCUGGGAAAGCCCAAGGGCGAGCUGGACUUGCGCGCCAUGAAGCAGCUCGACCGCGGCGCUGUGGCCACCGAGUUCCACCUUGUCGCCGGUGACGACUCGGUCUUUAUUUCUGGUAAUUCUCCCGACGACAUCAACGGCUGGUUCGCUGCGAUGGAGGUGUUCCUUCCUGCUGGUGCUCGCGGCUCAGGCCCGCGCGGUGUCUUGCCUGGCUCUGAUGGUGCACUCGACGUUGUCGACGCGUGCGACAAGAUUGCGGCGUCGGAUCCGUACGAUGCGUGCGGCUGGCUCGGCAUCCGCGAGUUCGGCUCCAAGUCCAAGCCGGUGCCGCGGUUUGUGACUGUUCGUGGCUUUACUGUUCUCUUCUACAAGUCGCAGCGUGACCAGUCACCGGACCUGGUCCUCUCGCUGGUCCACGCUGUUGUCGGCGAGUACAUCGCCGACGGGCCGGUCGGCGAGUCGUUCACCGUCAAGUCGCCCAAGGCGCCCAAGCAGCGGACGUACCAGCUGUGUGGCGUGCCAAACGACGCCGGAGACGCUGAGACUCUUGCAGUCUCAACUUGGGCCGCCAUGAUGACCGCCAUAGCCCGCACGCCCGCUGGUGUAGAGCCGCGGCGCAAGCCGGAAGAGACCGCGCACAUGGAGCUCAUCUCGUCAGCGGUAGCGGCCAUUGCAGUCAAGCCGACCGAAAAGGCGAUGGCGGCUGCAGUGGCGAAGAUCCACUCGGCGCUGGUCAUGGCCCACCCUGCUGAGAUGUUUCAGAUCCAUCGGACCGCCAACGCCGGUGAGCUCGAGGUGGUGCGGAUGAAUGUGUCGCGGGUCGACUCGCGUAUGGUUGUCUUUGCCGCCGAGCCGCCCGAACUUGGCCGGCCGCUGGAUGCGGGCUCCGGAAACGCCGCCUUUGCGCUCUUCAAGGCCUUUGCGCGGGUGAGCGACAAGUGGGCGGGCGUUGAGCUCCUCGCCGAGGCCAUCAUGUCGGAUCUCGGCGACGAGCAGGCCGCCUUUCUCAUUGCCCGCAAGUCGGGCCCACUCUCACGCUCGGAUCUCGAGUCCCGUCUGAUCAUGCUUGCCAUGGCCGCCAACGCCGAGCUCGGGACCGGCACCAGCGAGAAGAAGGAGGCGCUUGUCCUCGGUAUGAUGCUCCGGCUGGCGUGCACCUCGGCAAGGAUGGUUCGCAAGAAGGACAAGAUGCUCUCGCGGCGGUCUAAGAAGCUGCACGGCGCAACCAACGCAUGGCUCGCCAUGUGGGAGCGCCACAUACAGUUCUCGGCCGCCGAUGCCAGCCGCAAGGCCCGGACUCUUCGUGACUUGAAGUCUGAGAAGCAGGCUGAGUCCAAGCGACUGAAGUCUGUCAAGCGCAAGCCGGCCCUCGACUCGCUGCGCAUCACCGAGGAUCGCGCUGCAGCUCUCGGGGGUCGCCUUUGGUGGUCGUGCAUGUCCGUUCACGAAGACGCAACCGCCACCCUCGGUGGGCCCUUUGAUUUCAAGUGGGCCGUCUCCGAGGUGGUUCCCGUCAAAGAGAUCGGCAACUGCGUCGGCCGACGCCCUCCGGCCUCCAUCCUCCGCGAACUCGCCGCCGAAGCAUCCAUGGGCCGGUAG
Messenger RNA from Thecamonas trahens ATCC 50062, 4950 nucleotides. RefSeq lists its product as uncharacterized. NCBI's taxonomy places the organism in Eukaryota, Apusomonadida, Apusomonadidae. The coding region runs from base 1 to 4950 and encodes 1649 amino acids. The record is from RefSeq and is a predicted model, not a curated record. The transcript has 3 exons.